AUGAAGUACACAGUCGCUGAGACGGCUCAGCUUCAGAUGGAAGGAGGUGCCUCGGAUCUCAAAGCGACAGACCUCAAGAUCUACUGGGGGUCGCUGGGAGCUUGGAGCGAAGGGAAUGACAUUCUUGCAUCCGAUACCGUCAUCGAAGUUUAUCUCCCGCGCUUUUCAGGAGGAUCGAACAUCUUCGGCGCAUACAGAUCUGGCAGCGCGGAGACAAGCGUCAUGUGGAUGAAGCAAGGUCAAGUCGUCACCAUAUCUGCGAGCGUGUCCAAGCCAUGGGCAGCAGGUCUCUCUGUGUCAAGCCAGUCUUCGCUCGAGGCUGGUCCGGGGGUGGGAGGAUGCUUUGGGAUCACCCAGGACCUUUCGUCGAAUGCUUUCGAUCUCAAGCAGCUCCAAGCAAACUCCUUCUCCAUGUGUCAUUGGGACUCACAGAAAGAGACGCUCCGUCUCCUCAUGUCCUCAUCGCAGCCCAUCACAGGCGUGUACAUCAGCAAGGUCUCCUUGUAUCAGAACUAUGACGUCCACGGCAAGCAGAACGGGCUGGGCCCUCUCCCGCCCAUCGGAGGGAUAGACGAGCACUGGUAUCAGCUAGCGAAUGUGGCCGUGUAUCAGGCAUCUGGAUCUUCACGAGGCUGUGCGGUGAGGGCGAUCAGUGACUUUCCGUCGACGCCUUGUACGAGCGAUCUCUUGGUGUAUCAAGUUCCCUUCGACCAGUAUCGCUCAGUGAGGUUCGGUACGGACCUGCCUCCCAUCCCUACCAGAAAAGGCGCAGGAGCCGUCGGCACCGUAGCUCCUCCAGCCUUCGUCUAUGCGGCAGCGUCAGGCAACAACGAUGGGCCCAAUCAAGCUGUCUGCAUCACCGUCACUCUGAUCAGCUCGGCCACCCUCUACUCGGCUGGCGUCAAUCCCACCACCAUCACUCUCACCGGACUGACGGGAGCCUCGACCACCAGUCAGCCCGUGCGGCUCUUUCAGAACAAGUGUCAAUGCCAAGGCUCAAGCCCCGUGCAGGACUUGAUGCCUGCGAGGUUUCGAACCUCCACCACCGCCAACACCGUCGGCUCAGCAGACUUCAAGGCUGACGGGACCCUGACCUUUCAGCUCAUACCCGGGCAUUACAUCCAAGCUGGAGAGGUGCUGACCUUCUCCUUCAGUCUUGUGACGGGUGCCAACCCUCAGUCGUCUCGAGACCUCAAAGUGUCAAUGUCCGGGCAGGCGUGUCUGACCAAUGACUUCUGUACGUUACCCAAAUCUGUAGCGAUCACGGUUGCGCCGACCUCGUUUGACUCGUCGUCGAGGAUCUUGGAGGUGGUGGGCAAGAAGCUGAGGGUGUCGAUGUUUCAAAGCUCAAGCGACCCUGGCUCACUGACCAACCUCUUUGUGACGCUCCGGCCCAACUUCAACGUCGAGGUAGGGUCGGUCAUCAGCAUUCAGGGCCUCUGUGGCUCGCAGAGCAACUCAGCCUAUGUCUCUCUAGUCAGCAACAGGCUCAACGGCGGGACGCCGCUGACCGACACAUGUACUGGAAACCCGACCGAGGUCGACCUCGCGGACUACUGGCCAGGCUCAAGGCUGGACUGGAGUGGCGGGGGACCUCUCAAGAUCACUGUGGCGAGCAGCUUGAGUCUCGUUGCUCGCGGUACUUACGCUCUGUCAUGGACUUGGCGGAACCUGGACUUGGCUCACCCGGCGUGCUCGAUGACUGUCAGUAUGCAGAAAGGAGGAGACGUGGUGAGCGCGGAGGCUGUGGAGAACAUCGGCAACACAGUCGGUACGGUGCUGAGUCCUGGGUUUAUCAAGUACAAGAUCGGACAAUCGACUACCCGUCCUGACGUUGCCAACUACAUCUGCGUGACGCUGAGAAGCAACUUUCGUGUCUCCACGCUCUCCAACACCCAAGGUCAGAACAACCUGGCCCAGAUUACUAUCUCAGGCCUACAGGGAUCUCAAACGACAACAGCGCUGUUCGUGAAGGCUUGUCCGUCAUACGACUGGAGCUUGAUGCAGCUACAGCCCGAGUCUGAUCCGCCAACAGCUCACUUCAUCGACCAGAUCACGGGAGGUACACUCCAUCAUACGACAAGCUGGUCGUCUGGAUCAGCCGUCCUGACCGUCAACCAGGACGAUGCUGCGAAUCAGACGUACUACUCGAUCCCUCAGCAGCAGGACAUUGUGUUCGCUCUCAGGCUGAAGAACCCCAAGGUGUCAAACCCUUGUCAAUCAGUGACCAUGAGCUUCUCUGGUGUUGGCCCUGGCAACCGCUUGGUCACGCAAACGGUCAACAUGGUGCAGAACCGUGUCGAUAGAGCCCUCGAAGACGGCGAGACAGACGGAGACGUGUGCGUGCUCAAGACGUACGAUCACAGCUUCCUGACUCGAGUCAUCGCCCAGUCAACCUCGGUCGUGCAGGAGAAGAACGUCAUUACCGUCACCUUGAGGUCUAACAUGGACCUGUUGAGCUCCGUCUACAGUCCUCAGAUCACCAUCUCUGGUCUCACAGGAGCAGACACAGCCGUGACGUCCUUGUCUGCUGCUGCCAUCACAGACCAGUACUUCCCCAACAUCCAGAAGUCAAGCUGGGAUAAAGCUCGAGGAGAGCUUGUAGUCACCCUUGCUCCAGGAGCUUGCCAGCUGCCUGUCAAGGGUCGACCGUCUAAUUGCAUGCAUGCUGGCUGGACGUAUGCAUGGAGUUACACCUUGACGAAUGGCGUGACGGAGCAGGCCAGCCCUUCUGUCUCCGUGUCAUGUCAGUUUGCUGAGAACAAGCUGUCGAGCCCACAGCUCAUGGCUUCGCCGAUGCGCAAAGACUUGCACGCUCUCUACUUGACGAGGCAGCUGCUCAACAAGUAUGACAUCGGGCAGUUGAGUCCGGCUCCUGGAGCUGUCAACCCUGUUUGCAUUACCUUGAGACCCAGCAAGUCUAUCAAUGCGCCGACGACCUUCACUCUGACGGGCUUGGACAUGUUCUCUUCCGGUACCAAAGUAGCCUUGUACGAUGAGUAUGGGGUAUCGCCUCUUACCAGCGGGCUGUUCCAGACAGUUGGGGCUAGCCCGCAAGACAACUACGCGACGUAUGACAAGUCAACGAUACAGUUUCAGCUGGGCCCGUCACAGUCGCUGCAGCAGAGCUCCAAGUACAAGUUUUGUUUCCAGCUCACCAACGUCAAGACAGGACAAGCGACCUGCCCUCAGGUCUCGCUGACAGUAGAUUCACCGUCUGCACCUGCCGUGUACCGAGGAGCUCAGUCGUAUCUCUGCAACAAUGACGUGACCAGGAAGGUAGCCGGCUACACGUCUGAGCCGUCAGGGUGUGCGGGCUACAUCUCAGAUCGCAAGUUCAUAUCGUCCAACAUCAGGUCGGGAUCGAAUGUGACAGGCAGCACAGUCUGGUUGACGAUGGAGCUACAGCCUAACUAUCCUCUCGCCUCGGGUCAGACUAUCACAGUCGGAUCGUUCAUCAGCAUGAAGAACGCUGGAUCAUCGGACAUCCCAUGUACGAUAGCCAGGAACGGGCAGGUUGUCAAUGCCGCUACCAACAAGCAUCGCGCCAAGGGGAUAGCGCCUCCGGCUGUGUUCAACAGCGUAUGCAAGUACCUCGACAACACGAUACAGAUCUCGUACACCGGGGCGUCAACGCAGUACUCAUCUUCCGUCUACGACCCGUUCUACAACGUCAAUGCUCGCCGAUCCAAGGGCCUGUACAAGGUGGAGGUCACAGCGGGAGGGUCGGGGUAUCAGUCUGCUAAUGUGAUCUUAUGCGACGUUACGCCUGGAGCUGAGUUCUGGACGAAGCCGACAUGCACAGCUGCUGGGGUAGUGUUUGCUGCCGGCAGCUCUGCCUCAGCAGCCGCGACGGUGAUCUCCGGUACCGUGACGUCCAUCAGCCUGACAGCGCCUGGCUCAGGCUACACGAUGCGUCCUCAAGUCUUGAUCGUCGACCCCUCGGGCUCCGGGAGCGGCGCGCAAGCAGAAGCGUUCGUCUACGAUCACUCCAUCUACACAGUCCAGCUGCAGCUGGUCAACCAGGGCACUGCCGCCAGCGCUCAAGCUCUGACGGUCACGUCGGGCUCAUCAUUUGUGCCUGCGACGCUAGACAGUGGUUUUGAGGUCCGAGCAAGGUCCAGCAUGCAGCUCCAGGAGCAGCCCAGCAGAGAUGUCGUGUUCACGGUCACUCCCGAGCACAACAUCUACGAAGGCGACAUGCUCCUCGUCAACCUGCCUGCCUACGACGUUGUCACGGGUCCCAUCUUCGGCGUGACGUCGUCGCCCAACCCGGCCUUCACCACCUUCACCACGCAGCUGGAGUGGGAGCUCAACUACUACCAGGAAGAUCGCGCUCGAGCAUACAUCAGCAACGGCUGGGUGGCGGACGGGAACAGGCAUCGGUCAGGAGACGGAGACGUGGACGGCUUGUUUGUGCUGUCGCGGGAUGACGAUGGCUACAACAAGAACAAGGACUUGUGCUGGAGCCGCGUGUCCUGCCCGUGGAGCCUUCCGGACAGCGACAUCACCUUCGGGGGUCCAUCGAAGACGCUGGUGCUGACCAAGGUGACCAACGGAGCCUCGUCAUCUCUAGGGUACACACAGGACAUCUGCUACAGGAACACCAGCGUCAACCUCCUUCAACCGUCGGACUAUGUCGGCAUGCAGCUCAAGUGCCGCAACAAUCAGCACACGGUGACAGCCGGCGGUCAGGUCACAAGCGUGCGAGUGCGGCACGGGGGCCUUGUGGUCAUCAACGGGAGAUACUCGGAGAGCUCGGGAGUAUCAGGAGCCGCGCCGACUUUUGUGGCAUCUGGUGCGACCGAUCUGGCGACGGGGACGCUGCUGUACCAGGUGGUGGGAGUCCAGUACGUGUCAGGCAGCUUGUUGGCAGCAGGCGACACGAUCGUCUUCGAUUCUACGUACCAAGUCCUGCCGGCGAAUGCUACCAUCUCUUCUCUCUACAGCACCAGCCCAGCUGUGCAUGUCACUGCCCCAGGGCUGUACUCCGGAUAUCCUUAUGCGACCGUGUCUGGGAAGAACACCCAGCUGCGAGUGCUUGUCUCUGUGGCGAGUGCCAGCCUGACGUCUCAAGGCAGCGGAUACACGUCCAUCCCCACCAUCACCACCUCGCUCAAGCCAAGUGUCGGCCUGCCCUCGACAGUCCAGCAGCUUGAGCUUCCAGUGUUUGACGUCUCCUUGACCAACGUGACGAGCACCGUUGUCACCCAGUCUAUCCUCGACUACAACCCAGCUAGACAGUGCUUCGUGGUGGCUGAAGAGUUUCCGACUUCCUUCUUGAGCGACUGUCAGGUCGUGCCCAAGGAGCAGGUCGGUCGGUACACCGGCAUGACAGCGAUGAUCGGGUCCAGCGAGUACGUCAUCAAGCAGGGAGCAGGUGGCGUCUACUGGGUGGCAGACCUCAAGGGCAACAAGCCCAGGAGCAUCGACCUGGCCAACAAGCCCUACACCAUCUACACGCAGCUGCAGCUGCAGGUGGCGAAGGGCAAGUGGAUCCGACAGGGCGAGAGCGUCAGCAUCAGCAUCCCCGGCUACCGGUUCAAGUCGGUCCCUAGCGACCCCAACGCGUUCGUCACUCCCUCUACGGAUGACGCCUCCAAGACCAUCCGAGAGAGGACGAGGUUUCAGUUCGCGACGCCCGUCAGCUUUCGCAACGUCGGGCUAGCGGGCUCUGCUGCUUCGCGGAUGCUUGUGCUCGGCGGUGCCAUGUCGUCAGGCGACACCUGCACCAUCCAGGGAAGCGACAUCGAGAGACCCCAGGCGUUCGACGGGGUGACGGUCAACCAUGCUGAGACCAUGACAAGCGUCGGAGGGAGCGGGCCUGUGUUUGCUCCUCCUUCUACAUGGGGCUCGGGCUAUCUCCGACCCGGGAGGUUCUACGGCACCUGCACCUCUGGCAGGCGCUUGUCGGGCGUGUUCAUGCUCGAGGGGCAGAGGUCAGGCAUCGAGCGGAUCGAGAUCGUGACUCCAGGAACAAGCUGCAGCGCCAACGUCCAGGUCACCAUCUCCAGUCCCGACAAGGACGGGGUGACUGAUGGGCUGACCAACACCCCGGUCUGUCCGUCCGACAGCUCUCUAUGCUCUCAGGCUACGGCAGUCGCGACUGUCAGCGGAGGGUCCAUCACCAGCAUCUCCCUCACCAGCGCGGGCAGAGGGUACUUCUUCCCGCCUACCGUGACGCUUACGAACCCCAGCUCCAACACGCCUUGUGACGCCUUUGCCAUAGCGCACUUGUCUCACAACUUCACCUCUCGUCUGCGGGUGACAGCUGACUCCAACCUGAUGAUGUACCACCCCCAGCGAGAUCACUUCGACUCCCUUACUGGCCUGCACUCGACCGUCUUCCCCGCGGUCGCUCUGUACAAGCGAUACGAUGCGAGGAAGUCCAACGCUGAGGUUGGAACAGGAUACGUGGCUGCGAUAGUCGUGACGUCUCUACCGCCGUCGUCUUGCACAGGACCCAUAACCAUCGAGCCUCCGCCCUCAGGCAGGACCGCGAGGGCUCAAACAGCUGCCAACGGCGGCGUCACCUCGAUCGAGGUCAUCGACGGGGGGUCCGGGUACGAGUAUCCGCCAGCUGUGACCCUGCCGUGCACAGACGGCAGCGCCCGGGCGAUCCUAGGCUUCGUGACCUCAGACGUUCACAUGGCCGGCUCGAGAGCCUCUUCGUACACUGGCAUGCAGUCGGCGCUGCUGACGUCAUCGUCGAAGGCUCCCGCCUUCCGCUCUACCAUGGACUCGCCGGUGGUGGUCGGCUUCAACAAGGCUUGCAGCACUGCAGUCACGCAGACGAUGCUGAGGGCAGGCGGCUCGUGGAACAGCUCUCGAGUCACGGCAGUGACGGUCCCGCAGCAGGGGGUGUCGGGGUUUGCGUUCGGGUUCACAAGCGUCAAGAUAAGCCCGUCAGCUAUCAACGCCAACGGUCUGGUCGACGCUCAUGCCGACGCCGUGGCGGUCCCUACCUGGUCGUUUCCUGUCUCGGGGUCGAGGCUGGUCAACGGGGAGCUUGGCGUAGUGCACUACAACGGGCCUACGACCGUGACUAAUCUCUUCAGCUGCGAUGGGUCGGUGCUGGUGUUCAGCUCUCCGCAGCGGCCAGGAGGGCAGGCGCUCAAGAUCAAAGUCUCCCAAGCUGCGGGCGCGAGCCUUCCGAGCUACGAGAUCGUACAGCAGGGUCAAGGGUACGCCAAUAUCCCCAUCGUUGUCGACGUGGAGUUUAGCGUCGGAGGGGCGGUCAAGAGCUACCGACAAGACUUUGCGGACCUGAGCAGCAGCCAGCAGACGCUCUGCAAGCCAUCCUUCUUCUCGCUCAACACGGCGUACCAGGGCACCAACGUCUACUCGGGCUUCGUCAUAGCCUCAGGCACUGCGGCACAGCAGACAGGCCUGACUCUCGAUGGAGCUCUCAUCACCCACGAGGGAUACGGAUACCAGAGCUCGGGCUCCGGACCCAACGCGACCUUCAGCUGCAGCGGAUGCUCCAGCAGCGCCUGUGCUGACAAGAACGCCAACUCCAUCGCCAACCAGGUGUGCACUGCCUCAGAGCUUCAGGUGGAGGCGACGGUGAGCGGAGAGUGCUCGGGCUCGUGCGAGCAGUCGGUAGCGACCAGCGCCUUCUUCUCGCCCAGCAACCGCGACGGGCUGCAAGUCUGCUCGCCGGCGGACGGAGCGGCAGGAGACUACAGGACGCGCAAGACGCUGCAGAUGCGCGUGUCGAGCGGGCCGUCGGCGUACUCCUCCAGCAACGUCUACACGGCAAGACGCAGCCAGGGCUUCCAAGGCCCGCGAGGCUCCUUGAUCUUCAAGAUCACAGCCAACGAGGCGUUCGCGUCCGCCUCGCUCUGUCAGCCCCCGCGCGUCCUCGUGGAGCCUCCUCCCUCAGGUGGAGUGCAGGCGGAGGUCUUGCUCGACUACAUCGACACCAGCUCGGACCCCUACACCAACGGCCCGUCUGCGAGCUCGACAGCAGCCAGCAAGGGCUUCGCUGCCGACGCUGCUCCCUACCAGUACGUGCUCAAAGUCAUCAACGCAGGAUCCGGCUACUUGACCGCUCCGAAUAUCAAGCUCGAUUUUUCGUCCGGGUCGCUGCCGGCAUGCCCAGCUCCCACUCUUGGCGCUUACCCGAGAAGUGGGAUGGUCGCGUCUCGGGUCGAGCUCGUGAGGAACAUCUCGCUGCCAGAGCUCAACCAGGGGGCCGCAAAAGUCCAGCCGACUUGCAGCAGCGGGUCGUUUGUUGUCAAGUCUCUCUGCCCGGGCUCCAAACUCUGCACAAGCGCCUACUCGCAAGCAAAGCUCAACCCGCUGCCUUCCUGCUCCGGCUCCUCGCAGUGCAGCGCAUGUGCUACGUUCCCUUGCCCCGCCCAUACCUGCGCGGCCGACAACUGUCCCUCCUACCUGUCGACAGUGCUUGAUGCCUCGCUGUCGAGCGUGGUCGCUGAUGAGGCGCUGGCAGCCAUCGGGUGGGAUGCUCGGACCCAGCAGCCAGUCCUGCUCAACGCGGGCUUUGGCUUCUCUCCCAGCACGCCUAACCCGCUGAAGCUCGAGUUUCCAUCGGAUGCAGGACAAGCGUAUCCGUGCGCGGAGAUUCUACUCUACUUCACCGACAGCCCCAGCUCAGAUGCCCUUCAGCCGGGCCCUCUCUACUGGCCGGGCGACUUGUCCUUCGAUCAGAGCUCUGUCCGCAACCUGGCGGGCCAGGUGACCGGCGUGGACUAUCUGCUCAGACCCGGCUUCAUCAACGCAGUCUACGGCUCGUUCAGCAACUUCCCUGUCACGACUCUUGUGGCUCUCAGAGACCAGGCGGCUCGUCGGCUCCUGCAGAGCUCCAGGUCGGCUGUGCUGGAGGUGCAGUCAGUGUCGGGCUUUCAGGUGGGCGACUACGUGCGGCUUGUGGAUGAAGUCCUGCUCGUGGACGCGAUCAGCGUCCAGCAGAGCACUCUCACGGUCACUCGAGGCGCGCUCAACUCCAGCAUAGCCUCGACCUUCGCCGCAGGCACCGUUGUCAGGACCUUCAACCCGGGCUCCGUGCUGCUCAAGAGCGUCGCAAGGGACGCGACCAGCAUUGAGGUGUCAAACGCCGCCAAGUUCACGUCGGGCAGAUACAUCCAGGUAGAGAAGGAGGUUAUGUACGUCACUGCCGUAGGAGCCUCGUCGCUGACUGUGCUUCGAGGACAAGAGGGGACGAUCGCAGUCAGUCAUGCCGCAUUCAAGGCGGUGGGGUACGUGCGACUGUCUCAGAAGUAUCCGAUCGUGCUGGAGGAAGCCGUGACGGCGGAUCAAACCUCGUUGACUGUAUCGGACGCGAGCCUGUUGUUUGCGGGGGCCUUCAUCCAGGUGCUGGGCGAGAUCAUGGCAGUGACUUCGAUAUCCGGCGACACACUUACCGUCCAGCGAGCCCAGCUAGGAACAUCUGCGUCAUCGCACCCGACGGGAGUGCUGGUGAAGCUGACAACUGGGGCGAGCCUGGGGCGGUCAAUCUACAGGUCAAACAUGGUUCUGCUGGCUACGAUCAGCUUUAGCGACACUGUUCUACGUUUGAAGGACCCAGUGAAGGACACGCAGUCGUCAGGCUUUCAGCCAGGCGACUACCUGCGGGUAUUUGAUUAUUAUGAUUUGUUUGAUGAGGCGAUGUUGGUAUUGAGCGCUGAGACGGCUACGGUAUCGGGGUAUCUCUACCAGAACCUGACGGUCCAAAGAGCUCAGUUUCAGUCAAAUCCAGGCAAAUUUGUUUUCUACGAAGGGAUCUCAGUGAACUAUCUAUUCAGCCCACGAGUCCUGGAGCAGGAAAUCGAUAAGACGGCAACCAUCGCGAACUUCUCAAACACUUACGGACUGCAAGCCGGAGAUCUGCUGUGGGCGUUUCCAGGUUGGGAUAAUGAUGUGUACUUCGAGGUGAUGGAGUAUCAGUCGGACGGCAGUGUACGUCGAGGAAUGAUCCCUGACUAUCGGGGUAGUUCACAGGCGACCAGCGUGUUAGCAGGAGCGCUGGUGCAUACCAUUGCAAAGCCUGCUUACUUGAAGUAUCCUCCAACCUGUAAAGUGACUAAAAGGUUUUGUACCAGCCCAUGUGAGGUGCCCUUAUCUAGUGUAUCAGACUUUGCAGUUGGUGACAUUGUGAGCGAUGGCUAUGCAGCUUUCGAAGUCAAAGCUAUCAACACUACAGACAGCAAAAUCACGGCAACCAAGGUUUUUGCACCAAACGAGGAUUUGAAUCUAAAUUUUAACCAUCGAUUUACGAAGGUCGAGGGUCUGAGGCUCCUCAACUCGACUGUCUCACUGUCAGAUACUCUGGAUACCUACAGCAUCACCUUGACCACUCAAGUGUCAGACUUCUACUCCCCGGGUGACCUCGUGAGAAUCGGCAUGGCUGACUUGGACAAGUGGGGAUUACCUUAUUACAAGAAUGGUUUGUUCCGAGUCACAGCUGUCGGAGAUUACUCCAUGGACGUCAUCUCUUUCAGUUGCUCCAGAUUCGCUUGCCAAACCACAUUCAAACAAGGCAAAGCAAUCUUAUUCAAGUACGAGAAGUUUGACGUCCUCGACGGUGACGCGUUAUUUCCUGGUGACAGCGUCAUGUUGUCGGGGGGCGGUUAUGGCGGGACAGCACAAGUCAUCUCGUCCUCUCAGAACGAGGUACGCCUCAAGUUCACCUCAGGAGAAUAUGGCACAGAACGUGAUGAUUCGUGGAUUCGAGACGCACAUUUCACUUAUCAGCUGCUGCCUGUCUCCAAGAAGAGCUUCGCCAGGUCCAAGCUCGCUCUGGACAUCAACUCGACCGUAACGCGCGUCAUCCUCUUCGACGCCUCCGGGUUCCGAGCCGGCGACAGCAUCGUCGUCGACGACGAGGUCAUGACCAUAGACAACCUCAACGGCAACCUCCUCCAAGUCUCUCGAGCUCAAGCAGGCACCGCUGCUGCCCCUCAUAAGCUCGCAGCAUCAGUCACAUGGACUGCUCCCGUAGCCAAGACGUCCUCGCCAGUCUCUGCCGUUACUCCUAUGACUCGGCGCGACCAGCACCUGAGGUACAUCGCACAGCAGGGCUCAAUCGCCCUUCCCAGCUCGAUCCUGCAGGCCUCCACCAGCUACCAAGACGUCUGGGCACAGCUCAACGAGGAGAUCAUCUUGAUCCGGCAGCCCGCCUCAGGCACCGUCCCGGUGGAUGAUCGCGGGCUGAGAGGAACGUCGGCGGCUGCUCACGUGACCAACACGCCCUACAACAUCCCCAACGCGGUCUUCUCCUGGCAGCUCAACGUCAGGUCAAGUCUGCUGGGCUCGUCGGGCUUCUCAGCUCUGCCUGUGUACAGCAUGAACGCGGCUGGAGUGAUCGCAGUGUCUGGCGUCAACGUGCUGUCUGGAGGAGCCGGAGUGACUAGCCGGCCGACCUUCCAGCUGUGCCUCAACAGGCUCAUCGACGGCGACGCCCAAGGACAGGCGGUCGGAGGAGCUGCCUACUCCUACCGCCCUCUCGUCCAGCAGACUUACCUCGGGGUGGACCUGACGGACAAGUUCACCAAGAGACUCAUCAGGCCGACUGUGACCUACCCCGUGACGUACCAGCCUUGGAGGUUCCCAGCAGACCCUCUCUACUUCCAGGACAGGAUGGACGGGUAUGACCCGAGCUCAGACAGCUCCCUGCUGUCUCCUACCAACGGCUCCAACGCCAUCAACGCCAGCUCUCCGAUCCCUCAUGAGCCAGGCUCGCCCGUGUUCGUGCUUGACUCCUUCGGCCAGAUGCUCGGCGAUCAGGCUGUACCCCAGCAGAGCCUGUCGGUGUCAGACGGCGGCCCGUACUCAUACUCCGUCACCAGCCGACCGUCCGUGCUGGACUCUACCUGGAGCAGCCCGGCCCUGCUCAUCGUGUCGACGUCGUCAGCUACUACAGCCGACAUGUACCUCAACGACACCAUUGCGGGCUCCCACUCCAACGGUCAGAAGACCGCUCUGCUGUCUGCCAGCAGCAGGAUGUUUGCAUGGAAGACAGACCCGCGCAAGCUUGCUGUGCUCGUCGGGGCCUCAGCAGCAGCGUCCACAAUAGCGGUUGCAAGCUCAGCAGCAGCGUCCACGCCAGCGAACGCGAGCUCAUCGACGACUCCAGCAGGAGGUCAGAACAUCGGAGCUAUCAUCGGAGGCGUCAUCGGGGGCGUGGUAGGAGCAGCUCUACUCGGCCUGCUCACCUACAAGCUCAUCACGCCCAAGGCCGUCGGCGAGAAAGUGCAUCCUUCUUUGCCUCCUACUCUGGGAUGA
Molecule: messenger RNA, 12246 nt
Organism: Guillardia theta CCMP2712
Lineage: Eukaryota; Cryptophyceae; Pyrenomonadales; Geminigeraceae
Exons: 2
Coding region: 1-12246 (4081 amino acids)
Source: RefSeq, a predicted model, not a curated record